GUAGCUGUUUUGACCAGGAUCGUAGAUAUGCAAAACAAAAACAUCAGAAGAGGAUAGAUGGCGAUUACGUUUGUGUGGACGAAAACAGCAUUUGAAAAUUACAAGGAGACGAUGUUUGCUUAUGGUAGGCAGUAAUAAUUUCGGCAGAGCACUGAAACAAGGUUCCACCUAGGCUGUUUUGAGCCUACCUGGAAAUCCACAACGCAUAGCCAUUUGGCUAAUUCUUCAGUCUUGGAUAAAGAGACACAAAAAACAUGGACGAAUCCAAAAGUCCUCUUAAGUCAGUAAAGUCUUCUCACAGUGAGGUCAGAGGAGGCUCCGUUCCAACCUCAAAGCCCCAAAAAGAUGCUUCUCCAAUGAAGGAGAGCAUCAAGACCUCUACCCGAAGUAAGGAGAACAUCUCUAGGGCAAAAGAGGAGCACCAGGGCAGUCACGGCAGUGGCAGGACCCUGCCGACAGCUAAUCCCCUGGACCAGGGCAGAGGUAAAGGCAGAGGUAGGCUGACUGGCAGAGCCAGAUCUGGAGAGAGAAGCAAAGGGAAGGGGAACUCUCAGACUCACCAGGUGGUGGAGACAAACCAGACUGCCCAGGGGUCUUCCAGAGACAAUGGAGCAGUGGCGGUUCCCAGAAUACCAGAGGACAGCUCAACGCAGACCAAGCCUUCCAAGACAGCUACAGUAAAGGAGAAGUUAGCUGGAGGUUGUGAUCCAAGCGCAGACGCAGUGCGUUGUGGGAUAGAGCCUGUAGAUGAGGGUGGUAUCACUGUUGAUGACGGGGAUCUGACCUCUGAACAGCAGCUGGGGUUAAAACAGGCAGAGGAGAGGCUGCGAAGAGACUACAUUCACAGACUGGUUAAGCAGUCUCCAGAAUAUCCAAACUUCCAGUAUCUAUGCAAACUGUGCUCGGUGCAUGUGGAGAACAUCCAGGGAGCCCACAAACACAUCAAAGAGAAGCGUCACAAGAAAAACAUCAUGGAGAAGCAGGAGGAGAAUGAGCUGAGGGCCCUGCCUGCUCCGUCAGCAGCCCAGCUCAGGGCUGUGGAUGCGGCCGUCCUGAACGCGGCCCAGCAGCACGGCAUUUCAGACAAGGACUUUGAGCAGCGACAGGCAGUGGUGCUCCGUAUGGAGAAGAUAAUCAAAAAACAUCUGCCAGACUGCUCUCUCCGUCUGUAUGGCUCAUGUCUUACCCGUUUUGCCUUUAAGACGAGUGAUAUAAACAUUGAUGUCACCUACCCCUCCAGUAUGACUCAACCAGAUGUCCUGAUACAAGUAUUGGAAAUCUUGAAAAACAGCGAAGACUUCUCAGAGGUCGAGUCAGACUUCCAUGCCAAAGUCCCAGUGGUGUUUUGCAGAGACAGUGCCAGUGGACUGAUGUGUAAAGUGAGUGCUGGGAAUGAAAUGGCAUGCCUUACCACCAAUCACCUUGCAGCACUGGCCAGAUUGGAGCCCCGAUUGGUUCCCCUGGUGCUUGCUUUCCGCUACUGGGCCAGACUGUGCCACAUUGACUGCCAGGCAGAGGGGGGCAUCCCCUCUUAUUCCUUCUCUUUGAUGGUGAUCUUCUUCCUGCAGCAGAGGAAAGAGUCUAUCCUCCCAGUUUAUCUGGGCCACUGGGUUGAAGGCUUUGACGUGAAGCAGGUGGAUGAGUACCACCUGACUGGGUUGGUGUCAGAUGUUUUUGUGGGCUGGGAGCACAGACUGCCCAGUGCAUCCGAAGGACGAGGAGGAGAGAACAAAGCCAAGCCUGAGCCCAAGAUGCCAGUGGGGAACAGGAUUAAAAAUACACAGGGCAGGGCACGACUGACCUUUGAGCACAGGAGGGAGGCCUCCUUGGGACAGCUGUGGUUAGAGCUUCUGCGAUUCUACACGCUGGAAUUUGCUCUGGAAGAGCAUAUCAUAAGUAUUCGCCUUCGAGAGCUUCUCCCCCGAGAAGUUAAAAACUGGCCACGCCGCAGACUGGCCAUUGAAGACCCUUUUGCCCUGAAGAGGAACGUAGCCCGCAGCCUCAACAGCCAGAUGGUCUUUGAGUACAUCCAGGAGCGUUUCCGCACUGCCUACAAAUACUUUGCCUGUCCACAGAGCAGGAAGGCAGCAGGUUCCUGCCUUAACAAACCCUGCAAGAGAACCCAAUGUGAGCCCAAACCCAACAGAAGGGAGAAGGGGACAAUCCAAGAGGGGGGACAGAAGAAUGAGGGAGGGCGAAGUGCGGAGGACAAGAACAAGGGCGUGGCUGAAGGCACGGAGGGCGGAAGUGGUGAGGAUGAGGAGGGCAUAGAUGUGGGCCUGGGGGAUGAAGAGGAGCUGAGCUCUGGAUUCAUGAGUCUAAUGAUUGGCGAGAGAGGGGUAGAUCCUGUUCAUGAUGUGGGGCAGGAGGGAACCACCUCACAGGAGGCAUCAUCACCCGUCGCACCCGCUUCCCCUCAGAAUGGCCUGCUGGACAGUGAAGAUGAGGAGGAAGGUGACGAUGAUGAUGAAGAUGAUGAGGGACAGGAGCCCGAGGUACAAAGCGAUAUUGCACCAGAGGAUCUGCACUAUAUCUUCGACAGGAUGAUUUUCACAGGUGGAAAGCCUCCUACUGUAGUCUGCAGUAUAUGCAAAAGGGACGGUCACCUGAAAGACGAGUGCCCUGAAGAUUUUAAGAAGAUUGAGUUGAAGCCACUGCCACCGAUGACGGAACGCUUUCGGGACAUCCUUGACAACCUAUGUAAACUCUGCUACCACGAGCUGUCUCCAUCACUCAUGGAGCAGCAGAAGCGGGAGCAGAUCUUGGCUGGGCUGGAAAGGUUCAUUCGAAAGGAGUAUAACGAGAAAGCACAACUCUGCCUGUUUGGCUCCUCCAAGAAUGGCUUUGGUUUCCGUGACAGUGAUCUGGACAUCUGCAUGACACUGGAAGGCCAUGACACAGCAGAGAAACUGAACUGUAAGGAGAUCAUUGAAGGGUUGGCUAAGGUACUGAAGAAACACACGGGCCUGAGGAACAUUUUGCCUAUAACGACUGCUAAAGUGCCUAUUGUCAAGUUUGAACACAAACAGAGUGGACUAGAAGGAGAUAUUAGCCUCUACAACACCCUGGCUCAACACAAUACCAGGAUGCUGGCCACCUAUGCUGCUAUAGACCCCCGAGUUCAGUAUCUCGGAUAUACCAUGAAAGUGUUUGCUAAGCGUUGUGACAUCGGCGAUGCAUCCAGAGGGAGCUUGUCCUCCUACGCCUACAUUCUCAUGGUGCUGUACUUUCUACAACAGAGACAGCCUCCUGUUAUCCCUGUCCUCCAGGAGAUAUUUGAUGGAAAGACAGUUCCACAGAGGAUGGUGGAUGGCUGGAAUGCAUUUUUCUUUGAUGACCUUGACGAGUUGCGACGCCGAUCUCCUGAGCUCUGUCAGAACCACGAGACAGUUGGGGAGUUGUGGCUUGGCUUGCUUCGCUUCUAUACUGAGGAGUUUGACUUUAAGGAGCAUGUGAUCAGCAUCCGGCAGCGCAAACGCCUCACCACCUUCGAGAAACAGUGGACCUCCAAGUGUAUCGCCAUCGAAGAUCCGUUCGACUUAAACCACAACCUUGGUGCAGGAGUUUCACGAAAAAUGACUAAUUUCAUAAUGAAGGCCUUCAUUAAUGGAAGGAAGCUCUUUGGGACACCUUUCUACCCUCAGCCAGGAUUGGAGGCGGAGUACUUCUUUGACUCUAAGGUGCUGACUGAUGGUGAAUUGGCCCCCAACGACCGGUGCUGCCGUAUCUGUGGGAAGAUUGGCCACUAUAUGAAGGACUGUCCAAAGAGACGCAGGAUGAAGAAGAAGGAAAAUGAAAAGGAUGAGGAAGUGAAGGAAGAGGAGAGGGAGCCGAGAGAGAGGCGCUGUUUCCAAUGUGGGGAUGCUGGCCACGUGCGCCGCGACUGUCCCGAAUACCGCCACCUCCGUCAGAGAGCCUCUGCCUGCCCAGUUCCUCAUAUGGUUCGGGCCAUGGUGAGCUCCCAAUCCAUCCCCAUCCCUCAGAGUGGUGUGGCCCAGGAGCACUCAGGGCGAACCAGGCAGCCUUCUGAAUGUUCUGAUACUCGUCAGACACCUCCUUUCUCUCCCCAGCCAGUGGCCUUCAGUCAGGGCUCCUCACAGUCAUCCGUCUCCCCAUCUCAGUCCUCCUCAUCUCAGGGCAAAGCCCCCACCGGACCCUCCAAACAGCCCCAGGUCCAGCUGCCUCUUUUCGGCUUCCCCCACACCCAGUUCCCCCACGCUCACCACCACCCCCACACCCACCCUGGCCUCUCUGCCCUUGGUAUCCUGUCCUCCCAAGCCCAGGGCGUCCAGCUGGCACCCACCUCCUGGCCAAUCCACGGCCCGGUGCUCCAAGCUCCCAGUGCCAGUGUCACUUCCUCUGCCCAGCACCCUUCCCCGCCAGGCAUUAAGUUCCCACUGCAUUCAGCCAGUGGCAACGGAGGAGGAGGAGGCGUUUCUUCCUCCCCUUCCUCCUCGGUCAGCCAGUCCUCACCCAUGAACCUGAAUGACCCCAGCAUCAUUUUCGCUCAGCCUGCAGCAGCAGGGCGGGCGCCAGGCAGAGACGGCCAUCACUGGCACCACAACCAUCAGCACAACCCUGGGGCACUGGUGGGCAAUGGUGCAGUAGGGAAGUCAGAGCCGGGUUUUCAUGGCCAGUUUGGCAGUGUAAGUCAAGGAUCUCGUUCCUGGGAUCACAGCAACAACGCUCACUACACCCUGUCACCCUCAUGGUCCUAUCGCAUGCCCCAGAACUACCUGCAACAGGGCAACGGGGGCUUCCAGCACAACAAGCCUUACAUCUCCCAGGGUUCAGUUAUGACCAAUCAACAUUUUCCUCUCCUUCAACCUGGACGGCACCACAAUCUCAAUUUUAUCCAGCAGAAAAAAUGAAGUCUGAAGGUGUUUUUUUUUUUGGAAAUUACAGCCUAAGGUCCUUAAUGAAACAAACAAAAAAAAGUAACUUUGCCUCUGUUCAUGAGACUUUUUAAAAUGAAUUUUAUCAUUUUGUACAGUUUUUACGUUUUCUGCGUCAUCACAUGAUUUGUGAUACAAAUGUCAAAUAUUUUAAUACCCCCAUUUUUACGGGGUUCAAAAGUGUUUUUAUUUUAUGUGUAAAGUAAGGAUUUAAAAUUUAUUCUCUUUAUUUUUAUUAGCUGUAUUCAUAUUUUGCGUGCAUCAGGACAAAAAGGCUUUUAAUAGAAAACUUCUUUUAAAAACAGGCUUACCACCCCACACAACAAUUAUGUAGUGCCAAAAAUUUCCUUUAGUUAA
Messenger RNA from Chanos chanos (milkfish), 5252 nucleotides. It is a transcript of the gene tut4, whose product is annotated as terminal uridylyl transferase 4. The record is from RefSeq and is a predicted model, not a curated record. Gene Ontology annotation, molecular function: nucleic acid binding; zinc ion binding; RNA uridylyltransferase activity. Bases 255 to 4871 code for a protein of 1538 amino acids. The transcript is spliced from 30 exons. NCBI's taxonomy places the organism in Eukaryota, Metazoa, Chordata, Actinopteri, Gonorynchiformes, Chanidae.